GGCUUAAAAGAACUAUACCCAUCUGUACAAAAAAGAAAAUUUUGAGGUGUAGUAUAUGGCACCAAAGGUCAUGGUUACAGUCUGUGGGAGACGUAUAACUGUUGCUUGAAACUCUGGUUAGCCUGAAAUAGAAAUUGGGGCUUCCAUUUGUUAGAGAUUCCUUAAUCCAUAGUGAUGGAGAAGACUGAUAGAUUUUGUAAUCUUGCUGCUGUGAUGUUCUCCUGGACGCCCUGAGAAGAGGACGUGCAGCCACCUUGAUUACUGAGACACAGGAAUGAGAGUGGCAUUUCAUGAUCAGUAAUAACUUCUUUGAAAAGUAACAGAUAAAUUGAGAAUUAAUGAUCAUUUUUUAGCAUUUAUGCUAUAUUUGUUUGUAGUGAUUAGAUUUGAGGCAUCACAGAAUUUGGGAUGCAUUUGUUUUCAAAUUAAAGACAAGAAGUCAAAGACUAAGAGGAGUUGGAGGAAGAUGGGUGUGAGAAACACUGAAAAGGAAGGAGAGGUAGAAAAAGGAAAUGGAAAAGGUAGAAAAAGGAAAUGGAAAAGGUUGAAUGCAAAAGAGAGGAGACAGGUCCAUGUUGAAUGGCUGAACCUAAUAGGAAUGGCAUAAGAAAAAGAGAUUGUAUGUAGAUAAAAUAGACAGAAGGAGAUUUUGUCUACAUGCUUAAUAUCUUUUAUUAUUUCAACUAUUAUGUCAUUAUGUCAUGCAGAAGAAAUCAGUUAAAACAGUUGCUGGUGUAGACCCAGUUUAGGCAUUGAGACAUACAAACUUCCCUGGAACUAGAUCACUUGGCUUCUUCUGGAUCGGGGGUGGGGAUUGUGAAUGUGGCCAAUCAGAAUGAAAGCAGGUUGACCAGAAGCCAAUAGGAAGUAAGCAUGAAAAUUGCUCUUGGCAUGAUAGCAGUUGGUGAUGUUGUUCCUGGCAAACAGACACAGAGCUGAAUAUCGUUCUUUGGGACUUUGAGAGCUUUUAUCUUGAUUUCAACUCUGAAUCAGCUUAGGUUUGGAAGAAUGUGCCUCUGAUCUGCAGGUCAGUCUGCUGUAGUGAGAGUGUCAGUAAUAACAUGUACGAGUCCACCAAGUAAGAUCUGGGAAAGCCGUGGCAAAAAUGAAUUCUUCCUUCUGGUCACAGAAAGAUGUUAACAGACCCGAUUUACUCUGUGGGAGGUCAGCUGACUACCUUGUCAAAAAGGAACAUUUCCCCAUGCUUGUGUGUUCCAUUAUUGUCUUGGGAGGGUUUUUGAGGAUAUGUUUAAAGAAUUCAGAAGUCAUUGUCUUGACGAUUCUUUCUCUAUCAGGAUUUGUGAUAGGACAACUGGCCUACCAUUUGGUUGAGGUGCACCAAAUUGUCUACCCUCUUCUAAGAACACCAAGCUUUUCACUUUUUUCUUAUUUUUUGCCUAUAAUUAUAUUUAUGGCUGCCCUUGAAGUGGACUUUUAUAUACUCAAGAAUAUAAUUUGGCAGGUCUUGCUAACUGGGUUAAUCAGCUUUUCUACAGCAUUCAUCAUAAUUGGCUAUGUGGUCCUGAAAUUCAAUGUCGAUUCGUGGGAUCUGCAGUCUUGCCUCCUGUUUAGCAUCAUCCUGGGAAUUACAGACCCUCUUCACUCCGUGAACUCCCUGAGAACCAUCGGAGUCUCUAAAAUGUAUACUGAUAUCAUUAGAGGAGAAUCACUGGUCAUUUGUGGUUUCACAGCCAUUUUUUUUGGAAUUUUUCGGAGCAGCCCAAUGCACAUUACUCUGUUUAGAGAGUUGCACGUAGUCAUGGGACUCAUCUUGGACAUCUUUGGAAGUACAAUAUGUGGAUACUGGUGUUCAAGAAUCAUCCAGUUCAUAUUGACUGACCUUUUUAGCAAUACGCUGACUAACGUCAUUCUUUGCUUUUCAAUGGUGUACAUGACUUUCUUCGUUGUGGAAUUUUUCGGAAUGUCAGGCAUUGUUGCUUUAAUCACUGUUGGACUGAAUUUGGAUUCCUUAAGCUUUAAACCAAAGAUGGAGUUCGUAAUUACUAAGUUCUUGGUGAUGCUGUCAUCUGUCUACCAGCAUUUAAUAUACACUUUCUUUGGCAUCGUGAUUGGAUGUGGAGAAACAAAACAUUUUGGUUUUCACACUGUGGCUUUUAUGUCCAUCUUAUUUGCAACAGUAAACUUUGUAAGGUUGCUUACUGUUUUUCUAGUGAGCCCUAUUUUGGUGUACUGGAGUUAUGAAUACAACUGGCGAUGGGGAGUUGUUAUCACGUGGUCUGGAAUUAAAGGCGUCUUCAGCAUACUCCUGGCUCCCGAUGUUUAUAAUCUGGCUGAAAAGAAAGUGGAGGCACCACACAUGUUUGUAUUCUAUGUACAAGUAAUAUCGUUAUUGACGAUGGGCAUAAAUUCAUACAUGAUGAGUCAGUGCGCCAGGACAUUAGGUCUGUGUGCUAUCUCCCUCCCGAGACAGAUGGCCAUGCAGAAUGCCUUUCAGCACAUACAGGACAUCAUUCAGAACACAAUCACUCUGUUUAAAACAGAAAAAAUUUUGACAAGUGUUAACUGGGUCUUAGUGGAAGAAAAAACAAGGAUGGAAUACGUGACUCCCUCUGAUAAUGAUCAGUUUUCCCGUGUUUCGAAAGAUGGAAAAGAGCGAGAGGAGUCUCCAACAGAUGAAGUUCUGAUAGAAGAAGCCAGGUUGCAUGUAGCCAUAAUACAAAUGAGUAGCUUUGAAAAACAGUGUAAUGAUGGGAUCCUUGGAACAGAGGCGGCCCGGAUAUUAAUUGGUGCAACGAAAAGCUACUGUCCCAUCCAAGGAAAAUUCAUGAGUAUUUAUGAUGUUUCAACUUAUGUAAGAGCUAGAAGUUGGCUUAUGAAGUUUAAAAACAUGUUAACCUACUUGGAAUAUCACAAAGAAAGGACACCAUAUUUUCUACCUGGGAGUAAUAAAUUCCUGAUUUUUGUAUAUCACAUUGUAUUUUCGGAAGAAUUUGAAUAUGCAGGACAUAUUGUAACAUUAAUGUAUAUGUACCCUCUAAUAAUACAUCUGUGGCCAAUGGCAAGAGAGUUAAAUGUAUCAGCACUGAUGUCAUUAAACUACUAUUAUAUGUUUUUAUAUAUAUUAGAGUCUUCACUGAAGAUAAUAAUUAUGAAAAAGAAAUAUUUUAAACAACAUUGGAAUAUUCUGGAAUUCCUCAUCAUAGUUGUUGGAAUUGCAGAUAUAAUUUGUAUAUACUUUGUCAGACUGAGACCAGACAAUUUGCUUCUUAUUCAGUUUACAGUAAUGAUAGGAUUUUUAAGAAUAAUUAGAUUUCUACCUAUCUUCAAGGUAAUAAUACCAGUGCUGAUAAAGAUAGCAGAAGUGCAGGUCAAGAAGCGCCUCAGUCUGAUGUAUAAUAUUACAAAAGGAUAUGUCAAAAGUCAGGAAGAUGCCAAACUUCUAGUAAAACAAAUUUCUGGCCGCGAAUCUAUAUACCAGAAAUUAUAUGAAAUUUUGGAAACCAACAAACGAGAUGCUGUGAAAGAACUAGGACUCAUAGAGCAUGAAGGUCGUGAUGUUGUCAUUGCUUUGAAGACUAAGCAGGCAAUUCGGAAUGUGAUUGCUAAGGCUCUGAAGAAUCUCACCUUUCUUUGGUCAAGAGGCAUUAUCGAUAAACACGAGGGUAUCGAGAUGAAUAAGGUCCUUCUUACAAAAAUAAAAGCACUGAAUAACUUUCCAAUGGCAAUCCCACCCCCUACUCCUGACAAAUACCUUCCUAACAUCAUUUGGUUGGAAAAUAAAGAUGUUCUCAUUGAGUUCUUCAAGGAAAGAACCAAACUUGCGUAUUUUGACUACGGAGAUGUCAUCUGCAGAGAAGGUGAAAUGCCGCAAGGAAUCUACUUAAUUAUUUCAGGAAUGGCAAGUCUGCACAGUUCAUCUCCUACCUUUGGAAUAGACAGUAGCCUGAGGCCUGAUAGGGAGUCCAAAACCCUGUUUACCGAGUACUGUACCAGUGGGGAUGUGCUGGGAGAGCUGAGCUGUCUGCUGAAGCGUGAAAUUGAAUAUACUGCCAUCUGCGAAACGAUUUUACAGGCCUUUUUCAUCUCCCUGGAGGAUUUAUAUGAAGGCUUUGAUGUCUUCUGGCCAUCCCUGGAAUAUAAAAUAUGGCUAAAGCUUGCUCUUGAUACUGCCUGUCAGUAUUUUGAAUCAAGUCUGGUGGAUGAGGACUUGAAGUUUCAGAAGUGUGUGCUGCACAAUCAUGCAUAUGUGGAGACUUUAUCGAGCUAUAAUGAACUGGCUAUCAAUAACGUGACCAUGAAAUUUGUUAUUAUUGUGUAUGGCAGUGUAAUCAAUACUAAGACAGAGGAGCCAUAUUUCGCACCUUACAUCAUACCAAAAACCUGUGAGCAGGUUCAGGGAACUUCAGAUUUAAGCAAAGUGCUGAUAAUCCUGGCAUCUGAUCCUGACAAAAAUGAAAAUGACUCCAAAUUCAGGGCUUCAGCCAACACUGGUCUUCGAAUGACAAGGGAGAGAAAGUAACUGCAAGAGGAAAUAUGAGUUGGAAACUGGAUAUCACUUUUGAAAAGAGGAUUAAUCAUACUAAUAUGACAUGUGGAGUCAAGUUUAAGAACGGAUUAACAUCCUGGCUCAAAUGCUGAAGGAUUAUCUGGCAAGGAGUUUACUUAGAAGCUGUUGGAACAUUUAUUGCUGCAUGUAUUUUACAACUAAUAGAUAAAUGGCCGUAAAAAAACUGAUUUUUUUUUUACCAGUUGCAUUAUACUUGAAGUGUUCAAAAGUUCUUGAAGAUAACGUAAGGUGCCCCAAAAUUUAUGGCCUACCAAAAGACACGCUAUUUCUAUAGAGAGCAAGUUAUCUAAGAGUACGUUAUCAAAUGUGUUGACGAUGAAAAUAUUACUGUCUAAAGUACAAGAUAUGUGACUUUUAUUUGUGAAAUGGCUAUAAUUACUCCCUCCCUCAUAUCUUUCCGAGUAUAGUUAUUCUUCCAGCCCAAUUUACUAAAUAUUGAAGGAUAGAACUAUGUUCCAUAAUUUGAGUUACUGAAAGCAAAGUUUAGGAAAAAUUAACAUUCUUACAUCCUACAGUGCUUUUUAAAAAAAGUUAAAUAACAUUGAAUUUUAUGGCUUAUUCAGCUUAAAAUCAUUUAUUCUUUCAUUUCAAUAAGGCUUUGAAAGAAUACUCAUGCUUUAAGGAAACACUGUACCAGAGGUAAGAGCAUGAGGAGAGGCCGUCGUGGCAUCACAGGCAUCUUGUACCGGAGCGCCAGAUUGAGUUCUGGCUGCUCUGCUUCUCAUCUAGCUCCCAGUUACUGUCCUUGAGGCCGAGGAAAAUGGCCCAAGUCCAUGGGCCCCUGCCACCCACCCAGUAUGGGAGACCCUGGUGGAGUUCCAGGCUCCUGGCUUCAGCCUGGCCCACCCUCAGCCUCUGCAAGCAUUUGGGGAGUGAACCAACGUGCAUGCCUGGGGCUUAGGGCCCGGGACAAACAGGUUUGGGUUCCAACAGAUCUGAGAAGAACUUGGAGCCGUUUGUGGAUUUGUAUCUCCUUUCCUCAGCGGUGGUGAGGAAUGCACAAGGAACAGCCAUUUGCCCACAACGGUGGCGGGGCCACAGGAGAGAUCUGCCUUUGUGUCCACGGUGGUGGCUGGACACACAUCCACAGAUAGCCACGUACACCCACACACCCGCAGGCAGCUGUGCCUGGCACGCCCCUAGUCCCCUAGAUGGAGAUGUGGGCGCACAGAGAGAUAAGGGCGGAAGGGCUUAAAGGUGUGGGAACUUGCUAUCUUCACCUUCCCAUUCAACCCCUCUACACAGUGGAUGGCACUCUCCGUGCUUCUCCCUUUCUCUGCCUUUCAAAUAAGUAAAUCUUUAAAAAAAGAAUAGAAGUCAAGCUUCAAGUAUUUACUAGGAACUCUGUGGAUAAGCAGCUUAUUAGGGCAGUAGUCUCAGAGCGGUCCUUGGAGCACAAGCAUCAGCCAUGGCUGCUCACUGCAGGAAUGUGAUGCCAGUGCCAUAGACAUAGGGCUUUGUUCUUUCAAGGUUUAUUUUUUUGCAAGAGCAACAGAGAAAGGGAUAAAGAGGGGUCUUCCAUCUGCUGGUUCACUCCACAAAUGGCCACAUUGGCCAGGGCUGGACCAGGCUUAAGCCAGGAGCCGGAAGCUUCUUCUGGGUCUCCCACAUGGGUGCAGGGGCCCCAACACUGGGGCCAUCCUCCACUGCUUUUCCCAGGCCAUUAGCAGGGAGGUCAUAGUGGAGCAGCCAGGACUUGAAUUGCACCCAGGUGGGGUGAAGGCAUUGCAGGUGGUGGCUUAACCCACUACACCACAAUGAGAGCCCCUAAUUUUUCUUAUGUAAAAAGUUGUCUGGGAUAGGCUUAAGGCCCAUUAGGCCCAUUCUUCUAUUUUUUUAAGAUGUACUUAUUUAUUUGAAAGUCAGAGUAACACAGAGAGAGGAGAGGCAGAGAGAGAGGUCCUCCAUCUGAUGGUUCAUUCCCCAGAUGGCUGCAAUGGCCGGAGCUUUGCCGAUCUGAAGCCAGGAGCUUCUUCCAGGUCUCCCACACGGUGCAGGGGCCUGGGCCAUCUUCUGCUUUCCCAGGCCAUAGCAUAGAGCCAGAUGGGAAGUGGAGCAGCCAGGUCUCGAACUGGCACUCACAUGGGAUGCCAGAGCUGCAGGCCAGGGCGUUAACCCACUGAGCCACAGUGCCUGCCCCAAGGCCCAUUCUUUUAAACACAAAACAAAACUGUACUUGAGGCACAAGGUAGCAGUUUACAGUUUUAUUGAUUUAUCUGAAAGGCAGAGAGACAGAGAGACUUUCCAUCGUUGGUUUACUCCCCAGAUGCCUACAACAGUCAGGGCUGGGCCAAGUCAAAGACAGGAACACAGAGCCUAAUCGGGUCUCCCACACAGGUGGCAAG
Molecule: messenger RNA, 6873 nt
Organism: Oryctolagus cuniculus (rabbit)
Lineage: Eukaryota; Metazoa; Chordata; Mammalia; Lagomorpha; Leporidae
Gene: SLC9C2
Product: solute carrier family 9 member C2 (putative)
Biological process (GO): potassium ion transmembrane transport; proton transmembrane transport; regulation of intracellular pH
Cellular component (GO): plasma membrane
Molecular function (GO): sodium:proton antiporter activity; potassium:proton antiporter activity
Source: RefSeq, a predicted model, not a curated record